AUGCCUCGCAAGUUUUUAACGUUAGAAGCUGCGUUAGAUUAUUUCCACAGCUUAUUCAACAGCGAACUUGAUGACGGACACGAGCAUGAUCUUUGUAUUUUGCUGCCUGAUAAACACGCGAGUCUGAGUGAUGAAGAACACAUAAAUGAUGAAGCCUUAAAUGAAGUUUAUCCUAAAGAUGUCUGCGGCCAUGUUGACUUGAUGCUUAGCGAUGAAGAUACAGGUUCAAAUAGUUCAGAUGAUCAGCUUCACAAUUCAGGAUAUCAAAAGGGAAACACAACCUCAUGCUCGACUCCAGAAGCAAAGAAGUGGAAACAAGAACCCUAUCCCAGGUGGAAAAAAUAUGCUAAGUUGGAAGAAAAUCUUCCGGGAAAAAAACUCGAAAAAUUGACUGGAAAAUUCCCCGAGCUUCAGGCAAUGGAUCUCCUGCAGUUAUUUUUCAAAAUACUUCAUCUGGAUUAUAUGCAACAUCUAGCUGAUAUAUUAACUCUCAGUGAAGGUGUCAAGCAGACCUGA
Uloborus diversus is the source of this 516-nucleotide messenger RNA. RefSeq lists its product as uncharacterized. The transcript has a single exon. Bases 1 to 516 code for a protein of 171 amino acids. The record is from RefSeq and is a predicted model, not a curated record. NCBI's taxonomy places the organism in Eukaryota, Metazoa, Arthropoda, Arachnida, Araneae, Uloboridae.